Messenger RNA from Malania oleifera, 1623 nucleotides. Its product is annotated as axial regulator YABBY 1. Gene Ontology annotation, biological process: regulation of leaf development; polarity specification of adaxial/abaxial axis; cell fate commitment. The coding region runs from base 543 to 1238 and encodes 231 amino acids. The record is from RefSeq and is a predicted model, not a curated record. The transcript is spliced from 7 exons. NCBI's taxonomy places the organism in Eukaryota, Viridiplantae, Streptophyta, Magnoliopsida, Santalales, Ximeniaceae. Gene Ontology annotation, cellular component: nucleus.
AACCAUACAAUUUCCUUUUUCCCUUAAACAGCAACUUUGCUCUCUCUCUCUCUCUCUCUCUCUCUCUCUCUCUCUCUCGCUCUCUCUCCCAUACACACACACACGCACACGCACGCACGCACACGCACAUACACACACAUGAUGAAUGAUGAUGAUGAUGAUACAUCAACAUGCAUGUGUUAGCUAGCUAUAUCAACGAUAACAAGAAAUAGAGAGAUAGGGAGAGAAGGAAAACGCGCUGAUAUAUGUAUAUGUGUGUGUGUGCGCGCAUUUGGGCGUCAGCUAUAUGUAUCUGCUAGUCUCUCUUUCUGUCUCUCUCUCUCCUCUUUCUUCGUCUGCUCUUAACCACAACCAUUGAAAGCUCAACAAUCAGGAGGGAAGAUCGAUCAGAUAUAUCAGAUCCAAAAGCAUUACUCAUCCUCCAUCCUAUAUUCUUCCACUGAUAAGUCAAUAUAUUCAUUCAUUCAAUCUAUCUAUCAAUCAAUCAAAUCAAAUCAAAUCAAAUCAUCAAAAGAGGAAUCGAAUCCUAAAAGAAAAGAAAGAUGUCGUCCUCAUCAGCAUCUUCUGGCUUUUCACCGGACCACCACCACCAGCACCUCUCUCUCAAUUCCAAUUCCUCCUCCUCCUCCGACCACCUCUGUUACGUCCAUUGCAACUUCUGCAACACUGUCCUCGCGGUGAGUGUUCCUUCGAGUAGUUUGUUUGAGACUGUGACGGUUCGAUGCGGCCACUGCUCCAAUCUCCUCUCAGUUAACAUGCGAGGGCUUCUUCUCCCAUCCCCAGUUGUCCCCAAUCAUCAGCUUCAUCUCCCUCACUCUUUCAUUUCUCCUCAUCAUCUUCUGGAGGAGAUUCGGAGCUCGCCGCCAAAUAUGAUGAUGAUCAAUCAGCCAAACUUGAACGGUCAGUCGAUGAUCAUGCCUGAUCAAGGAGUCAAUGAGAUGCCUAAGCCCCCAGCUGUUAACAGACCCCCCGAGAAGAGACAGAGAGUCCCAUCUGCGUACAAUCGCUUCAUCAAGGAGGAGAUCCAACGUAUCAAGGCUGGAAAUCCCGAUAUAAGCCACAGGGAGGCCUUCAGCGCCGCUGCAAAGAAUUGGGCUCAUUUCCCCCACAUUCACUUUGGACUCAUGCCUGAUCAACCCGUGAAUAAAAAAACUAACGUGCGCCAACAGGAAGGAGAGGAUGAUCUGAUGAAAGAAGGGUUUUUUGCUGCGGCCAAUGUUGGUGUCUCUCCCUACUAGCUAAGAAAUGAAACUAAACUACCGUUAGGGUUCCCUUUUCUUCUCCAUCUCUUCUUACGUUCUUAUGCUCUAGGAUCCCUUUUAUUUUCAGUCUCAUCAGGGUUCUUGUUUUGGGCUUUUUAGCUUCAAACAGUACUGUCAACUCAAUACUACUCUGGGCUGCUUGAUUUGCUUCUAUGUUAUUAUAAAAUGGUGGGAAAAAGGGAUCUGAUCCAAGUCAAGAACAUUAAUGUUAAUUAUUGUAGGCUAACAACCUCCAAAAUCAAUUAAUUUAUUCCCUGGAACCCAUCUAUUUUGUAAGUAUUGAUAGCUAGUUCCCCGCAGCCUGCUGUACGUGUAGUUUGUUUCUUAAUCAUCAUUAAUCAUUUCAUUUUAUAAGUAUAAA